This is a messenger RNA of Gopherus flavomarginatus (Mexican gopher tortoise), 3266 nucleotides long. It is a transcript of the gene NUBPL, whose product is annotated as NUBP iron-sulfur cluster assembly factor, mitochondrial. Bases 294 to 1250 code for a protein of 318 amino acids. Gene Ontology annotation, molecular function: 4 iron, 4 sulfur cluster binding; ATP-dependent FeS chaperone activity; ATP binding. Gene Ontology annotation, biological process: mitochondrial respiratory chain complex I assembly; iron-sulfur cluster assembly. Lineage: Eukaryota; Metazoa; Chordata; Testudines; Testudinidae. The transcript has 11 exons. Gene Ontology annotation, cellular component: mitochondrion. The record is from RefSeq and is a predicted model, not a curated record.
AGCGCCAAGGUGCACGCCAGGCAAGGGUUUUGCCAUUGACACACAUCCUCCCGUGGAGCCCUUUAAAUGUACAAAUCACACGGGCCUGAGGCAGGGAGGCGCUGAGCAGCCUCCGCUCCCGGGGCGGGGGGGGGUUGAGUUCAGCGCCUCCAGCGGACUGCCCCUUUCUGAAGGAGCGACGCUCAGCGGUUUAGACAGGGACAGGCAGCCCCCGCCGGGGAAGGGGGCGGGCUGCUGAGGCGGCGUUAAGCGGCGCCAUUUCAGCGCGCCCGGCGUAGGGGACGGCGCAGGAGAUGGUGUCCCACGUGUGGUGCCGGGUACUAUGCGCCGGGCUCUGCCCCGUGGCUCUGUGCCGCCUGCAGGGCUGGGGCAGCGCCGCCUUCUCCUCUCGCUCGCUGUCAUCAAGCACCAAUGAUGAGUUUCUAAAAGAAAAACGUGCUCAAAUCAUGUCUCGAGGACUUCCAAAACAAAAGCCAAUAGAAGGAGUUAAGCAGGUACUAGUUUUUGCUUCUGGAAAAGGGGGAGUUGGAAAAUCAACAACAGCAGUAAACAUAGCCCUUGCAUUAGCAGCACAUGAUUCGACAAAAGCAGUUGGUUUGCUUGAUGCAGAUGUAUAUGGCCCUUCAAUUCCAAAGAUGAUGAAUUUGAAAGGAAAUCCAGAAUUAUCACCAAAAAACUUUAUGAGACCCCUUAAGAACUAUGGCAUCGCAUGUAUGUCAAUGGGUUUCUUGGUAGAAGAGACUGCACCAGUUGUGUGGAGAGGACUCAUGGUAAUGUCAGCUAUAGAGAAAUUGUUGAGGCAGGUAGACUGGGGUCAACUGGACUACUUAGUAAUUGACAUGCCGCCUGGAACAGGAGACGUACAGUUAUCAGUCUCACAAAAUGUUCCAGUUACAGGGGCAGUGAUUGUUUCCACUCCACAAGACAUUGCUUUACUGGAUGCACGCAAAGGAGCUGAGAUGUUUCGAAAAGUCCGUGUGCCUGUUUUGGGGCUUGUGCAAAAUAUGAGUGUUUUCCAGUGCCCAAAAUGUAAACAUGAGACCCAUAUUUUUGGAGCUGAUGGUGUGAGAGGUCUAGCAAAAACUCUUGGACUAGAUGUUUUAGGAGACAUUCCAUUGAAUGUUAAUAUAAGAGAGACCUGUGAUGCCGGCCAGCCUAUUGUCAUCUCACAGCCUCAAAGUGACAUGGCCAAAGCCUAUCUAAGGAUAGCUACUGAAAUAGUAAAGAGAUUGCCAACUCCUCCAGCAUGACGUGCUCAUCUUGGGUACCUGUGAUCAGAACUUAACAGUAAAGUGACUCAAUGGUGUAAGCAGUGGUGGAACAAGCAGAAAUACAUAAGUCUAUGGAUUAUAUAUUGUAUUUGUAAGAAAAUUGUUUUGAAAUUUAGGAAACAAAGUUUGAAAGUAUCGUUAUUUUUUUUGUCAUGACAUCAUUUGGUUACAUUCAAAUGGAUUGAAGGAUUCAGAAGGAAAAUAGAUGGUACCUGACAUUUAUAUAUGGUCGUCCACUGCUGAUUUUUAAUAUCCUUGAACAACAAGGACAAAGUGUAUCAUUCAGCAAUGGAGUUUCCCUCAGUUUUAACAUGAAGGUUCAGCCUGUGGAAACUCCAGUCCCAGAAUACAAUGUACCAUCUUUGUCCAAGCAGCAAAACUCAAAAGUGGACCGUGGCAUGUUGAGGAUUAUAGGCACACAAGUGUAAUUUCCCCAAUCUGCAAUUUCCCCAAUUUAUGUACAUUUUUAUUCAGACCUUGGUGCUCUUGUUAAAUUGCCAACAUGGCCUUAAAUUGGGCAAAGCAUCAAGGACUUAAUUAGCCAGCUGAAAACUGUAAUUACCAUAUGUUUGUGUACAUCUCAACUUAAACCUCAAAAACAAUAUGAUAGAUCUGCAUAUUCUGUAAUGAUUUUUCCUAAUUCAAGAACAAAUUUCUUCCCUAUUGGAUUAUAUUGGGUUAUAAGGUAAUUUCCUACUUAUGGGAUAAUGGACUAUAUGACCUGUAGGCAAAUUACUUGCCUGCUUUGUGUUAUGUUGAACCCAUACAGAAAACUAGAUAACCGUACAUUAUAAACCGCAUAUCAUAUGUGAGCUCAAUUUGGCAUGGGAAGUCAAUUACAAAAAUAAAUUAAUUUUAUGACUGCAUAUAAGCAUGUGUUUCCAAAUCAAAAUAACAAUGCAGGAUCUGAAUGUAUACACGAAAGAUGUAACUAAAGAAGCAAACUAAGAUACGAUCUUCAAACUGAAGACUUCUUUUUGUUUUUUAUUGUCUUGUCCUAUGAUCCUUCUUUUUCUGUUGGUACAAUUUCUAUGGACGUAAAAAACAUGAUUCUGUAGCACAGGCUUCCAUUUACAAUUAGAAGUUUGAAUUUAUAUUCAGACUAUUUCACACCAUUCAUAUAGAGACUUUUGCCAUUGACUUCACUAGGGCCUGGAUUCCACCCUUUGUGUAUACCAUUGUUCCUGUCGCUUUUCUCCUCUUGAAAUAAUAUGACAUAAAAUAGAAUUUGGCAUUCUUUGAGCCUGGGAACACUUAAAACAUAUGCACUGAAAGUCAAAUUUAAAACUUUGCUUCAAAUUAUUAAUUGAAUCUCAGACUUUAGUGGAGUUUUGUAAAUAUGAAAAAUGACGGAUUUUUUUAACUUAGCUUUCAUUUCUGUACUUGAAAAAAGUGCAGAGAAGUAAAAUUGCUCUUCAGCUGUUUCAGUAGCCAUGUUAUUUCCAGCUUUUGGAUUGUACUUUUAUUCAAACAUAAGUAUCCAAUCAUUUGCAAUUGUCUAGUGAUAUAUUUUACAAAAAUUAAACACUUAAUGGUGUGCUUCCUCUUCUCACUUCAUUGGUAACUAUUUGCCUUGUUGGUUUGGUAAAAAGUUUUGCCUUUAUAUAGGCAUUUCUGAUGCACCCACCAUAGUAAUAUUAAUUUAUCUGCAUAUGUGUAUGUCUGUAAACAUUUGUAGGGCUCUCAUCAGCAUAGCACUGUAGGACAUGUUAACUCUCAGUGCGAAGCUCGGAUUUCCAAAGUUGUUUUUCAAGUUUAAAAAAGUCUGUCAGGCUUGCCAAAUUUAGUAUUCAUUAUCUUCACUCUUGAUGUUAGCAAGUUCGUGAGUGGCUAAUGACAUUUCCAGUUCAGGAUUAGGACUAUCAGAAUUCAAUUAAAGGGCUGUUUGUUUAUCUUUCGUGUUUCUCCACAUCCUGGGUUGGUCUGAGGGAUCAAGUUAGGUUUUUAUAAUGUCUUUUAUUUUUUUUUUUUCUUAAAAUAAAACGCUAGAUUUUA